GUCUGUUGGAGUCCUUUGCGUUGAUGACGGCAACCGUGAGGAACUCGGUCUUUCCCGUCUCCGUCCAUUGGAAGAAAAAUUCCUUAAACUGCCUUGUCAAGCUCUGUGUUGUGCACUGUCGGGUGUGAGGCCAGUUAGUCUACAGCAACAAAAGACAGGAGCUGAGACCUCUUUAUGGAGUGCGGACUCCAUUGCGUGGUUAACACACAAAGUGUCCGGCACGAAGCUUCUAGCAUAUCCUUCAAGAGUCGAAUCCAGCAAGUUUGUCAUUAUCGAUCUCUACGUGUUCCCUCCCAAGAACCCUAAGCUAAAAACCCCAGUAUCAUCUGUCACAGGUAAAGGUCUCCCGGGGCUACAGUACAGUAUUGCAGAGAUGAUGAUAAUCUCCGGUAUGGCGCAGCGAAUCAUGCUCCAAGUUAGAGAUGGUAGCUUGUGCAGUGGCGGGUCGAGUCCCUUGUCUGGGGGAAGCAACGGGUGUUUAACUCGGAGCUGCAGUAGUGUUAGUAUCGGGAGCAGCGUGCAGGAAGGAGAUGGGCUCGUUGAGAAGUGUGUAGACAAUGUAAAUUGUAAAGAAGAAAAUACGUUUACGGACAAUUCGUGCUCAUCGAAAGAAACUGUUAUUCACACGCCGGCUCUAACGAACGAAGAGCGUGCAAAGGUGAAUGAAGAGUCUUCCACGGAUGAAACAGAGAAUACAGAUGUCACUUUUGGACAGAAGGUGACGGAUAAACAAAUCGACGGCGCACUUGUAUUAAGCUUGAAAGAAAGAAAUUUCGAACAUUCCCUGGACCAAAAAGACAUAAAACCUAUCGACGUAUCGAUGUUCUCUGAGUCCCUUCCCAUGUCAGGCCCUGAAGAGUCCUUCAUCACUGAGCUCCGACCCGUAGAGGGCCCUGUGUGUCUACAAAUGCUGAUGUCUCAUGUUGUGAGUCCCAGCGAGUUUUAUGUUCAUCUUGUAACGCCAGAUGCUGGAAUUCUUGAUGUAAUGAUGGACGAAUUGAACAAGUUCUAUGGCACUGACCCUUUUCCCCAAAGUUGUGCGCCGAGUAAUAGUUACCAGCCCCAAAUAGGAGACUACUGUUGUGUUCGGUUCACACAGGACGGGAGGUGGUACCGUGGACUGGUGACCAGUGUUCGCUGGACUGGGAAUGUUCAAGGUCCAAUCAGCAGUGCUCACGAUGUCCAAGUAUUUCAUGUAGAUUUUGGGAGUUCUGAGUUUGUUUCCGUUACUGAUAUAAAGCCUCUUGUAGCCAAAUUCCUAACGCUACCUGGGCAGGUGGUGAAAUGCAAGCUGGCGAACCUUAGACCUUUGAUAAUUGAAGAGGCCCCGAUAGCACUAGAAGAAAAACCUGCUAUUAAAGAGAUAACAGAAAAGGCCAGCCUCCCAGCAGAAGUAACUCCCCCAAAGGAAGAGAAACCAGUAGCGGUGGGUGAACGGCCUUCGAAAUCUGAUUCUUCUCCCACAGGAAAAUCUGGCAGCAAAAGAAACAGAAGGAAACGAAAACGACCGCCCAAAAUAUCGUUAAAGGAUGAAAAAAUUGUUAUACGCGCGGCUGGUGAUGAAUCUUAUGACAGCAGUGAGAUGAGUGAGAUUGAAUUCAUUAAAAAAAGAGACCAGGAGAAAGGGAAAGAGAAAGUGAAAGAUGAGGAUAAAGAUAAGGCUGCGUUUCCGGAAAAAUACUUGCUUCCCAGUCCAAGUGCUAGUCCAGAAAAACCGUUCCCUCUUCUUAAUGAAUCUCCUCCCGUUAAAACUGUGGAAAAAUGGCCCGAAGGCUCGUCAGAAUUGUUAACCGGGCUGACGGAUGAUAACAGGAAAUUAGUGGGUUACAUGGUGCCGUGGGAUGCAUGGGUCUAUCAACAGCUGUUCAACCCUGCUAUUGGUGGAACAAAGGUCGAUAUAUCUUACAAGAAGCCCACGCUAAGCCUUGACCUGUACGACACUACCGGCGACGAGGAUAUCUUUAUCAACCAAGUACUUGUGGAGACGGGAAUAGCAGAUUUUGUAGAAAAUCCUGCAGAACAAACAGGAACUGAUGUUAUGACGGUUCAACUUACUCUCCAAGAUUUAGAGAGCACUGCGUCAAGUAUGCAAGCACAAGGUUCGCCUUCGGACGAGAAGGAAGCAAAGGCUAUUACAAGUCCAGCAAGCCCGACUAGUCCGCUUAAAGACUGGGAUCCAAUGAAGGAAGAUUUUCUUUCAUCUAAAAACAGCUACGCUAUAAACAGUGAUGACUUGGACAUCGUCUUUCAAGGACACCAGGACCUGAGCAGAAGAGUAUGCCGUUAUUAUCAGACAAGAUCAGGGUGCUGGCGUGGAGACCAGUGUCCUAAUCUUCAUGUUAAAAAAGGUGAAGAACUUCAUGACUACGUGGAGGCCUUUUGUGACAAUAUGGAUUCCUCUGUCACGCUACCUGAUAUCGGUACCUGGGUUGCAGUUCGCGUCACGGCCAUCUUCAAUCCGGGACAUUUCUGGGUGCAGUUCCCCUACGGAACAGAACCAAUAGAAAAACGCAUCAUGGCUGCGAGGUUGAAUCGAGAGUUUGAAUUUGAUAACGAGGAGCGAGAAGAAGAAGAUCUUGAUUCUCUGAUGGCCAAAAUCGGGAAAUUUUAUUCUCGAAACAAUUGUCAAGAUCCCAGGCGUAUUUUUCCCGCUGAAGGUGAGCUGUGUGUGGCUAGGUACUCCAAAGACGAUAAAUGGUACAGAGCGCGUAUCACAGGCGUGCGAGAGGACGAACUGCAGGUGUUUUUCGUGGACUAUGGUAAUUCUGAGUGGACAAGUGCCAACCACGUGAAGCGCAUGCUCCCUCACUUUCUUCAUCUUCCAUUCCAAGCUCUCGAAUGUUUCUUAGGGAAUGUGGAGCCUAUUGAUUUUACAGAUGGUAAAAAAUGGUCCCCGGAUGCUAUGUAA
Pocillopora verrucosa is the source of this 2908-nucleotide messenger RNA. Lineage: Eukaryota; Metazoa; Cnidaria; Anthozoa; Scleractinia; Pocilloporidae. The record is from RefSeq and is a predicted model, not a curated record.